AUAACAACAAGCGCAGUGACAUUCUAUCGCGCUCUCACGCUCACAUUAUCAUUCAUACUGAGCGCUUACAGGUGAACUAUUUCCCGGGAGUUGACAUACUUUAUUUUUUCCCGAAAAAUCCCCUAUAUGCAAAUGUAUUUCACAAGUUUAAGUUUAGAGAGGACAGACAGCCGUUAAGAUGAAGGGAAUACCCAGGAAACGUCGAAGAAGUCGAAUUUGUGUUUGAAGACCUUUACGAUCAGGAGGUCUUGGAGGAGACGAUUCCGUGUUUAUUCUCAUAUGUUGCCAUGGAGAAGUGGACCAUGGUCCUUGUUUUCCAUGUAGGAGCGCUAUAUAAUGCAGCCUUCUGUUCACCUCCCAUGCCCGUCGAUGUCUGGUUCUCUUCCAUAAAUCUUCAGAAUAGUCUCCAUUGGCUUCCUGGGGAACACACUCCACCGGGCACCUACUUUAGGGUGCAGUAUGCCAUCUAUGGCGAACGCUGGAGGGUGGUGCCGCACUGCAGAGAACUGGAACUGACCCGGUGUGAUCUGACCAAUCAGACGCAGGAUCUGGAGCAGGGCUACUUCGCAAGGGUCCGAGCCAUAGAUCGCACUGGUUCCUCUAAGUGGAAGAAGACGCAGAAACGAUUUGACCCCAAGACUGAUACUAUCUUAGGCCCCCCAUUGGUCACCCUGGAAAUGAAAGGCAACAGUGCCAUUGUAAACAUGAAGUCACCAAUGAGAUACCAGCCAGACAACAGCAAGCCAGAGAUGACCAUGUUGGAAGUCUACCCUCAGAUGGCCUUUAACCUCUCCAUUCACAUCGCUGACAGCAAAAACUUGACGCAACAUAUCCCAUUCUCCUCCGGUCGAUACGUGUACCGCCUGAUGGACUAUGACACAGAGUACUGCUUCUCCGCCCGGACCAGGUUCAACUCCAUGCUAAUCGAAUGCCAGCCCUCCACCUGGCACUGCCUCAAAACACCUCAUGACCCGUUCAUCAGCCAGCUGAGGAGCGUGGUUGUGGGGAUCGUGGUUCCGUUGUGUUGCAUAUGCGUGCUCGGAGUCGGGGCCUACUUCAUCCAUUACCUGGUGUGGGGCAAGGAGGAGAAAUGGCCACAGGCACUGGAACCAACGUGCCACUCCUUCCCUCCGACAACUUACACUCCCGAGCACUUGGACCCCAUCUACGUCGGCCCUUACCACCCCAAGCCGCCGCCGCCACCGACGCCGCCGACGCCGCCGACGCCCGACAGCGCCUACGGGCCGCAAUCGCCCAUUGGCUACGCCUCGCAGGGUCGGGGCGUGCUCCCGGACCUGCUGUGCUACGCCCUGCAAGGUCGGGGCGCGUCCCCGGAGCCAGAGCCACCCUGGGAGGACUGCCACGAGGCGGGAGGCACGGACUACGGAUUCGUCAGAGGGGAUCCGGUCGGGGGCGGACAAGAGGGCUCGGAGGACCCCAGGGAGGGGCUGGGGGUUCUGUGUCGUGCAUUGGCAGACCUGAACGGAGAUCCACAUCACCUGCUAAUCCUAUAA
Molecule: messenger RNA, 1514 nt
Organism: Gadus chalcogrammus (walleye pollock)
Lineage: Eukaryota; Metazoa; Chordata; Actinopteri; Gadiformes; Gadidae
Gene: il20ra
Product: interleukin 20 receptor, alpha
Exons: 8
Coding region: 288-1514 (408 amino acids)
Molecular function (GO): protein binding
Source: RefSeq, a predicted model, not a curated record